Effrenium voratum is the source of this 1557-nucleotide messenger RNA. The record is from the annotation of a GenBank genome assembly. Lineage: Eukaryota; Dinophyceae; Suessiales; Symbiodiniaceae.
AGAGCCCACAGGCUCAAGCCAUGGGUUGGCUCCUCGCAUGGCUGACUUUGUCCGCCCUUGUGUGCAGCAGGUGCUUGGAGUCUUGCGAUGUUGACGAUGUCUCUGCCCUGCAGUACGCGAGAGCUGCGUCUGAGUCGCACACACAUGGCGAUGCCGUCUAUGUGAUGCUUCCUUUAGACGUCAUGAACCGGAACAGCACUAUCAACGACCCAGAGCAGCUGAACCACUGGUUUGAACAGCUGCGGGGGAUCAAUGUGACCGGCGUCAUGACGGACGUUUGGUGGGGCAUCACUGAGCCAGCACCAAAAGAGUACGCCUUCCAAGGCUACAAAGAUCUUGUGAGAAUGGUGAAGCGCAAUGCUUUGAAGCUGCAGAUUGUCACCAGCUUCCAUUCUUGCGGCAGCUCUAUUCCAUUGCCAGCAUGGCUCCUGCAAGAAGAAGGCAUUUGGUACCAAGAUGCGCAAGGAGAUGUGACCAAAGCGUACAUCUCUCUUUGGGCAGACCAUGUCCAAGUUCGAGGGCGGACUCCCUUGCAGAUGUAUGCAGACUGGAUGGAAGCCUUCAAGGCAGAAUUCCACCACGACCUUGGAAGGAGCAAGACGAUUGUCGAUAUCAUGGUUGGUCUGGGGACGGAUGGAGAGCUGAAGUACCCUUCCUACGAGAAUGGAAAUCCAGAGGAUCCGUGGCAGUUCCCCGGAAUCGGCGAGUUCCAGUGCUACGACCCCCACGCCCGGCGCUCGCUGCAAAGGGCGGCGGAGAAAGCGAGGGUGCCGUGGACAGAGCCGCCGAAGCCUGAGGUGACAGGUACCUACAACAGCCUUUGGAAUGACACGGUCUUCUUCACGGAGGGCUACAAAACGCCGAGAGGGAAGUUCUUCCUCAGUUGGUACGCUGGCUCCCUCUACCAACACGCGCACGAGGUCCUCAGAAAAGCGCGGCACAUCUUUGGGUGCUCAGUGCACUUGACUGCCAAGGUCUCUGGAGUGCACUGGAUGUACAAGACUCCUUCGCAUGCAGCUGAAGUCACAGCGGGGUACUACAAUGCGAACGAUCAUACGCCGUACGUGCAAUUGGCCACCAUCUUUCAUGAGUUCGGUGCGCGCUUCGACUUCACCUGCAUGGAGAUGACGGACGCCGCGCAGCCGGCGGCGGCCUUCAGCGGGCCGCAGGAGUUGGUGGGCCAAGUGAUCACCGCCACACGCCAGGUGGGCACAAGUCUGACCGGCGAGAAUGCUCUGGCUACAUACAACACUGCUGGAUACAACCAGAUGUUGGUGAACAAGCCAGCUUUGCUGAGUUUGACCUAUCUACGCCUCGGCCAAACCUUGAUGGAGGAGGAGAACUUGCGGCGGUUCAGCGAGUUUGUGCGCGCCAUGCAAGCUCCGGAGUUCAUCACGCCCUAUUCCUUGGAGUAAUCCGUGGCCGGGUGGCAGAAUGGCGGCAUGUGCCUUUCUGCCGCACUGGAUUCUGCAAAUGCAGGUGUGCGGGUGUGUAGUGCUCAAUACAAUUGAGACCCCCCUCCAACAAAACGCAAAGAAUGGUGGUUAUCCCUUGUAC